GAGCGAGAGGGAGCGAGGCGGCGAUUGAUUGGAGCGAGCGAGGAGAGCGAGCGAGCGAGAGGGGGUGGUGAGAGCUUCUCGAUCUCAGAGCGGCGCGGGCGCGGCGCGGCGCGGCACGGCACGGCGCGAGCGAGAAGUGAAAUUGCUAGGCGAGGUUGUGAGAUUGGCGCAUUUCUUCGCUUCAUAUGGGUCUGGGAGUUCUAUUGUGACAUUUCCAAAGGCCUGUUGAUUCUUGAGUCGCGAAGCCAUGUCCAUGGAGCUGGAAGAUGUCCGUUUCAACCACUUGUUCCAGAAGUCUUUCCUUCACGAGAACUCGUAUGCGUUCUUGAGCAAGGAGGAGCUUUGCUCGCAGCUGAUCCGGGGCCUUCAGAGCCUCCAGACCGGGCGGAGGAGGAAACUGAGCGAGAUUGGCAACACUGAAAUUUACAAUGCUCCCAAGAGGUUCCUUCCAACUCCACCACCAACAGCGGUCCCGGCAGCAAAGAAGUACCAGCCCAAGGAUCUCAUUAAUGCGCUUCCGGAGGAGCUCCUUGUUGAAGUCUUUCGGUACGUGGCCGCUCCAGCCGAUCGCUACGCGUGUGCUUCCGUGUGCACACGCUGGCUGAUGCUCCAGAGCCACUUACACUCGAGCGAGAUCAAGGACGACGAGCAAGAGCUUUCUCUUGGCAGUGGCGACGAGCUAAAGAGGAUCCUGGAAGGAAAGCGAGCUACAGAUGUUAGACUGGCUGUGGUUGCUCUCGGAACCCAGUCUAGAGGUGGCCUUGGGAAACUUAUCAUCAAGGGUGGUCCUCGGCAGAAGCUGUCCAAGGCCGUGAGCAACGUUGGCAUGUCCUCUGUUGGCAUCUGCUGCGGGAACCUCAAAGUUCUUUCCGUGUGGGACUGCCCAAACAUCGACGACGUGGGAUUCAGCUGGAUUGGCAAGGGAUGCCCGCAGCUCAAAGUUCUCAACAUCAUGAACUGUCCUGGCUUUGGAGAUGCCGCUCUUCGGGCAAUUGCGGCCGGUUGUCCUCUCCUCUCAAGUUUGACCCUGGAUGGCUGCGACAAAGUUGGCGACGAAGGACUGCAGGCCGUGGGGAAGCGCUGCUCUCAACUUUCGUGCCUCUCGGUCUCCAGGUGCAACAAAGUCGGGGGCGUUGGCGUCACUGCGGUUGUUUCGAGCUGCAAGGUGUUGAAGGCCAUGAAGCUCGAGAAGCUCAGUAUCAACGACGAAGGUCUCGUUGCGGUUGGGGAACACGGCGGCUCACUCCAGAAGCUCAAGCUGUUGCAGCUCGAGAAGAUAAGCUCGGAAGGCUUCUUUUUGUUUGGCAAGAGUUCCGGCAUGGGGCAGCUCAAGCAUCUCCAGAUCUCGGCAUGCCCCGGCCUCACUGACAGUCUCCUAGACUCCGUUGGGAAAACGAGCAAGGAGAUCAAGUUUUUGUCUCUUGCCAACUGCACGUCGCUGGACGAGAGCAAGCUUCUCACUUUCGUGAAGGACUGCACUUUCCUGGAGGGCCUCCACCUAGAGAAGUGCGCCUUUACGGCAUCGGCUGCGACGAUGACGACGACACUGUUAUCGAGCGGGUCCCGGUCUCUUAAAGUUCUGGGCAUCGUCAACUGCACUGGAGUGGGAGCCGGACUUUUGGCUAGCCUCUCUGGAUCUGGAAGCUCCUGUCUCCUGGAGCUCGACGUCAGCGGCUUUACGGCUCUCUCGGACGAGUCCCUGGUCCCUUUCCUGUUAGCGAGCGGGUCCGGCUUAACUUCUCUCAACCUGUCCGGUUGUACGAGGCUGACGAACCGGGCACUCGCUGCGGUAGCGAGUUUUUGCCCCUCUCUCGGGUUGCUCACGCUGGACGGGUGUGCGAGCGUCACGGACCAGGGGAUUCGAUACGUUGCUCAGGGGCCGCAGGCAGUGCAGGAGCUCAGCCUCGCCGGCUGCGACGUGACGGAUGACGGCAUGGUGGCUCUAGUACUCGCCAAAGGCUCGUCUCUGAAGACGCUGUCUCUGGCCGGGUGCGGGCGCGUGACGGACCGGAGCCUGCUGGUUAUGAAGACGGCUUGCAAUGCUCUGGAGGCGCUCAACGUCAAGGACUGCAAGGGGCUUAGCCGGGCCAAGCUCGAGUGGUUUGAGGCGGGCCUGUGGAGGUGCCAGCUUUGCUACUGAUCUCAUGGACUGGACGAUGGACUGGGGAGAAGGCUACAUACUGGCAGGAAGC
Messenger RNA from Selaginella moellendorffii, 2192 nucleotides. Its product is annotated as EIN3-binding F-box protein 1. Gene Ontology annotation, molecular function: protein binding. The record is from RefSeq and is a predicted model, not a curated record. Gene Ontology annotation, biological process: SCF-dependent proteasomal ubiquitin-dependent protein catabolic process. The transcript is spliced from 3 exons. Lineage: Eukaryota; Viridiplantae; Streptophyta; Lycopodiopsida; Selaginellales; Selaginellaceae. The coding region runs from base 248 to 2140 and encodes 630 amino acids. Gene Ontology annotation, cellular component: SCF ubiquitin ligase complex.